GCCGCGGGUGGCCAUUGCCCGCCCCCGGCCCGGCCCGAGGCGGGGCGGGCGGGAGGAGCCCGGCGGCACCGCCUCCAGCCGCUGCCUUGCGCCGCCGCUUCGCAGCGCGACCCGAGCCGCUCCCGGGGACCCGCGAUCUUUGCAAUGAGUUACUCGGGAUAUCCCCCAGCAGCCCCGGGAUAUCCCCCAGCAGCCCCGGGAUAUCCCCCAGCAGCCCCAGGUGGCAGUCCUUGGGGUGGUGCUGCCUAUCCACCUUCCAAUCCACCUUCCAAUCCACCUCCAAUUGGUCUAGAAAAUGUGGCUGGCUAUGCCAAUCAAUUCAAUCCAAACUACAUGGCUGGAAUGGCAUCCAAUAUGGCAGGGACUUUUGGAGGGGCAAAUGUACCACAAGGCAUGUAUCCUCCAGCACCUGGGGGUUUUCCACCAGUCCCUCCAGGUGGCUUUGGACAACCUCCAUCAGGACAGCAACCCUCUUACGGGAUGUAUCCUCCACCUGGAGGAAAUCCACCAUCAGGAAUGCCACCUUACCCAGGAUAUCCAGGCGGCCCUGUGCCAGGUCAGCCCACACCACCACCUGGUCAGCAGCCUGUGGGCUAUCCGGGACAACAACCAGCAACUUACCCGGGGCAGCAGCCCAUGCCAAGUUACCCACCAGGCCAAGCUGUGAAUCCAUCAGUGCCCUCUUUUCCAGGACCUUCAGGACCUACAGUCUCUCCUGGAGCAUAUGGAAACCGAGGCACAAUCACCGAUGCACCAGGAUUUGACCCUCUGAGGGACGCCGAAGUCUUGAGGAAGGCCAUGAAGGGAUUUGGAACUGAUGAGCAAGCGAUUAUAGAUUGUCUUGGAAGUCGUUCAAACAAGCAACGGCAGCAGAUCAUCCUGUCCUUCAAAACAGCUUAUGGAAAGGAUUUGAUCAAGGAUCUCAAGUCCGAAUUAUCAGGUAACUUUGAGAGGACAAUCUUAGCAAUGAUGAAGACACCUGUCAUGUUUGAUGCUUAUGAAAUCAAGGAAGCUAUAAAGGGCGUUGGCACAGAUGAAAAUUGUCUCAUUGAAAUAUUAGCUUCUCGCAGUAAUGAGCAUAUUCAAGAACUCAACAGGGUCUACAAAGCAGAAUUUAAGAAAACUCUGGAGGAAGCAAUAAAAAGUGACACAUCUGGGCACUUCCAGAGACUUUUAAUUUCACUUUCUCAGGGAAACAGAGAUGAAAGUACAGCUGUUGACAUGUCUCUUGUCCAGAAAGAUGUGCAGGAGCUAUAUGCAGCCGGAGAGAACCGUCUAGGAACUGAUGAAUCCAAAUUCAAUGCCAUCCUAUGUGCAAGAAGCAGGGCCCACCUCAGAGCAGUUUUCAGCGAGUACCAGAGGAUGUGUAACCGGGACAUUGAAAAAAGCAUAUGUAGUGAAAUGUCUGGAGACCUGGAAAAGGGCAUGCUGGCAGUAGUUAAGUGCCUCAAGAACACACCAGCUUUUUUUGCAGAGAGGUUGCGGAAUGCUAUGAAGGGAGCAGGAACAAAAGAUAGAACUCUGAUUCGAAUCAUGGUGUCACGCAGUGAGGUUGACCUGCUGGACAUACGUGCAGAAUACAAGCGGAUGUAUGGCAAAUCCCUCUACACAGAUAUCACCGGUGAUACUUCAGGAGACUACCGGAAAAUCCUACUCAAGUUGUGCGGUGGAAAUGACUAAAUGGAACAUGGAGCUUUUAUUUUUUUUUUUUAAAAAAAAAAAAAAGCUGCUUUUUAGCUUCAAAGUAUCUUUUUUCCACCAAGUAGAUGUAAUAUGAGUUGUUUCUCUUAAAGCAAUUACAUUUUUAAAGAUAAUAUUGCAUCUCUCUUCUCUCCAAAUAAACAAUGGUAGGUAAUAAAUGCAAAAAAAAAAAAAAAAAAAAAAAAAAGCUUAUGUACCAUCUGCUCAGGAUUCUUUAUAGUACCCUCUACAAUUUCAAUUUAUGAGUGACAGGUUAUUUUUCUGCUUAUAUUAUUUUGCUGAAAUAAUGUGUUUGUUUUCUGGAACAAAAUUCACAGUUGUACGAUUUAAGGUUGUUUUAUUUUUGUAUAAACAUUAUGUGCCAUUUUAUUGCCAGUUAUAUUAUAUGCAGGGGUGGUUUUGUACUAACAGUGAUACAUGGAGAGAACAGCCUUCAGGUUUUUUGUCUAAGACUGUUGUACAGAUGUUUUGGUGAGUUCUGUUUUCUUGGCUUGAUUUUCUGUUUUUAAGGAAGACGUGUUCCACAUUUCAUUCUCACUAGAGCAACUGUCACAAGGAAGCAGCAAAAUUGACAAUAGUAAACGCUGUAGUUAAUGUUCGUAAGGUUUUGGAUUGUGCCUUAAAUAUAUGUAUCUAAAAAGAGAUUAUAAAAUUAAAGCUGUCUAUCUUCUAA
Oxyura jamaicensis (ruddy duck) is the source of this 2374-nucleotide messenger RNA. It is a transcript of the gene ANXA11, whose product is annotated as annexin A11. The coding region runs from base 145 to 1680 and encodes 511 amino acids. The transcript is spliced from 15 exons. Gene Ontology annotation, cellular component: cytoplasm. The record is from RefSeq and is a predicted model, not a curated record. Lineage: Eukaryota; Metazoa; Chordata; Aves; Anseriformes; Anatidae. Gene Ontology annotation, biological process: phagocytosis; cytokinetic process. Gene Ontology annotation, molecular function: calcium ion binding; calcium-dependent phospholipid binding.